Molecule: messenger RNA, 345 nt
Organism: Penicillium alfredii
Lineage: Eukaryota; Fungi; Ascomycota; Eurotiomycetes; Eurotiales; Aspergillaceae
Exons: 2
Coding region: 1-345 (114 amino acids)
Source: RefSeq, a predicted model, not a curated record
AUGCUGUACAGUGUCGCAGUCGCCGGGGCCGGGAUCACAACUUGUCAGUUGAAUGAGAAGCCGUUGAUGAUAUUGAAGGACAGCACCCCGGAGUCUUCGGGCCUAGCGGAGGGUAUUUUAGGGCCAGCGCUUCUGGUGAGCCUGAGCUGGACACUUGGAAUGGUGAUCAGGCCCAUUCUGUCGGGAUAUCUCACGGAGCAGGUCGGGUAUUUUGAGAUGAAUAGUGUGCUGGGUGCGUCAUCUCCUUUCCGCGUUGCUCAAAAAUCGGUUUUUUUUCUCGACGCCAACGAGAGUCGGCAGCGGGAAUGUGUGCAUUUUGUGCCGUCGUCGCCUUCUGGAGCCUGA